GCCGUUCCGUCGUCAAAUAAAUGAAUGUGUUUCAACGUAUAAAUAAACGCUCCUCUCCUUUCCUUCCACUUUCUCAUUCAGUCAUUCCAAUAAAAACAAUACUCCCUUAACUCCACCAAUGUCAUCAAUUUCCUCUUCUUAUUCAAACCCUAACCCUAAUUUCUCUGAACCUUUAACUUCAACCAAAUUCAAUCGCAAAAGGAAAAAUAAUCGGAACAGGAAGAAGAAGAAUAAGAAAAUUCCGAAAUGGUUAGAGCUUCCAGAAGACAUUUGGUCCUUGAUUUUGUCGAAAUUAAACACAAUUUACAUAAUCGAAAAUGUCCAGAAUGUUUGCAUGUUAUUCCGCAAGCUCUGCAAACAACCUUCGUUGUUCAAGGUCGUUGACAUGACACUUCCAGAUGCUUAUAUGCACUUGGACUUUGACGCUAAUGUUCUGACUCGCUUCAUUGUUGAUCGAAGUUGUGGUUCUAUUGUUGAUAUCUUUUUGGAGCAUCUUUGUGAUGAUGAUACUUUGAUGUACAUUGUUGAAAGGUCGAAGAAUCUAAAGCAUCUUCGAUUAUGGCACUAUAUUCGUAUUUCUGACGAGGGACUGGUUGAAGCUGUAAAGAGGCUCCCAGCGCUUGAGGAAGUGGAGCUCAUAAUGUGUAAAUUCUGUGAUGAUACUAUUGAAGCUAUUGGCCACAUCUUCCCUUCACUGAAAACAUUUAGCUUAAAUGACGUUGGCUCUAAAACUUUUGACUUUACUUGCAAUGAAGAAGCACUAGCUAUUGGUAAAAGCAUGCCUAAUCUGCGCAAUCUUCAACUAAUUGGGAACCAUAUGACAAAUGAAGGGUUGGAAGCAAUUCUUGAUGGAUGUACUCUUCUUGAAUCCCUUGAUUUACGUGCAUGUUUCUACAUUGAUUUAUCAGGAGAUUUGGGUAAAAGAUGUGAAGGUAUUAUGCACUUGCGGCUAUCUUAUGACUCCAUGGCAGAUUAUAGCUACCAAGCUUUUACUAAUUCAGAACAGCGUCUGUCGUGAUCACAAGUUGAGCAAUCCGUACAGUGAGUAUGAUUCUGAUUAUGAGAUUAGUGGCUAUUUUGGAGGCUAUCCAGACUACCAUGACUACAACGAUGAUUAUGAUGAUCUCCCGCUCGAUUUCUAUGCUCAGUUUUAUGGUGCUAAUCUCGUAGACUAUGAACCCUCUGACUGAUUUUUCAGCUCUUUUUCCGCCUUGCUGAGUCUACAAUCAUGUUGUUUGCCGGAUUGUCUCAGGUUGAUUUUGCGGUGAAUCGGGAUUGCAUGCCAGUGACUUUUCUGCUCUUUUACUUAUUGAAUCUGUUUUUAUUCACUUAAAUAAAUAUACAAUUUUAUUGUUUCCUACAUUCUCUUGUUUGUAGGAACUAGAGAGUGGUUAAUGGAGUACUUUUUUCUCAGAAUAUAUUUGUGUUUCUUUA
This is a messenger RNA of Spinacia oleracea (spinach), 1434 nucleotides long. Its product is annotated as putative F-box/LRR-repeat protein 23. Lineage: Eukaryota; Viridiplantae; Streptophyta; Magnoliopsida; Caryophyllales; Amaranthaceae. The transcript has 2 exons. Gene Ontology annotation, molecular function: protein binding. The record is from RefSeq and is a predicted model, not a curated record. The coding region runs from base 119 to 1018 and encodes 299 amino acids.